Molecule: messenger RNA, 7504 nt
Organism: Melospiza georgiana
Lineage: Eukaryota; Metazoa; Chordata; Aves; Passeriformes; Passerellidae
Gene: MAP2
Product: microtubule associated protein 2
Exons: 15
Coding region: 438-5993 (1851 amino acids)
Biological process (GO): microtubule cytoskeleton organization; neuron projection development
Cellular component (GO): neuron projection
Molecular function (GO): microtubule binding
Source: RefSeq, a predicted model, not a curated record
AUGAUGGCGGAGCCGGCUGCCUUGGCGUCGUUCUCGAAAUUUCUGUGGCCAGUGAACUCCCUCUUCCUCUCCCACUCACCCUCUUUUCCUUUUCACCGCUGCGGGGACUUGUGCUAAUUUGCAGUUUUCCUUUUCCUGGCGUGCACAUGGUAGAGACAAGCUGGUGGCUCGCAGACUGCGUCUGGCUGGAGACAGGCAGCGAGCCGAUGGAUAACAACACUCCGGGAGAAUGAUUGUGCAGCAGUUAUUUAAGGAUAGGCUUUUGGGGUAUGGCAGCAUAUGAGCUGAUUCUUCAGUGUGUAGCCUUGGACGCAGCGUGCUGAUUGGAAUCUUCUUGUUCAGAGAUCGGAAAGGAACAGAGGGUUUCCCUUAUUUUACAGUCAGACUCAGCAUCCCAUCAUCUGCUUACCCAGGCCACGCGCUGAAGGCGAGGAGCCAUGGCUGAGGAUAGGAAAGACGAAGCCAAGGCGCCACACUGGACUUCAGGUCAGCUAACAGAGGCCUCUUCACACCCACAUUCACCUGAGAUGAAGGAUCAGGGGGGCGCGAGCGCUGGACUGGUCAGAAGUGCCAAUGGAUUUCCGUACCGAGAGGAUGAGGAGCUGAGGCUGGGCGGCCACGAGCAGCCAGGGACAUAUGCUCAGACCAAAGAGAAUGGCAUCAAUGGAGAGCUGUCAUCAGGGAGCAGGGAGACUGCAGAAGAAGUGUCUGCGAGGAUAGUACAAGUAGUAACAGCUGAAGCUGUAGCAGUCCUGAAAGGUGAACAGGAAAAAGAAGCCCAGCACAAAGAUCAGCCUGGAUCACUACCUUUAGCAGUUGAAGAGUCAGCCAACCUGCCUCCUUCCCCACCUCCAUCACCAGCUUCUGAGCAGACUGGAGUUCUGGAGGAAGAUUUACUUGCAGCCACGAAGAUGGAAUUCCGUGUCCAGGAGGGCACAUGCCCUUUUGCAGCAGAACCAUUAGACACAAAGCAGCGUGAAUCUGGGAAGGACAGUAAGACUGUUGAGCAACCUAAAUAUGAUGCCUUAGUUCCACAGUCAGCAAAAACAGAGGCUACAGAUAAAAAGGAUUCAGAGAGCAAAGACAAAGUGCUUUCACCUCCAUCAGAAUGGAUGUUGAAAACUGAUUCACAGAUGAAAGGGGAAGCCAGUUUUGCAGAACCUGCUGCUAAGCCUCCUGCUCCUCAAGAACAAGAGCACUUGUCAUCUCAGCUGCCUGAAGUGAGCAGGGGAGAAGAAAGGACUGCAGGUGUGCCCUCAUCAACCAACCAAGUUAUGGGUAUCACAUUUCAAGACAACCUCAAAGAUAUCCAGGGUGGUGCCAUCAGCUAUGGGGAAAGUUCUCUAUUGCUACCAGAACCCAAGGCAGAAGCAGCCAAAAGUGAACUUCCUUCAGGCCCAUCUCCUGCUCUCCCACAGGAGCUUUCACUCAAAGACAGUUUCAAAACACAUCAGGAACCUACUGACCAACUGUUUGCCAAAGAUCUCAGUAAAGAUGAACAGAUCCACAGAGACAGGACAUUAUCUCUCCAAGAAGUCUCAGCAGUAACUGUAGAUGGAUUGAAAACUCCAAGCACUCCAAAAAUCCCUCCAUGGGGAGAGGAAAAGGACAUGACUAAGGAUGAGAGUGAUGAGGAAGAAAGGUACGACUUCUUUGAUAAAGGGGAGGCUCAAAUAUUAGAUGAGGGUAAAAUGACCACAAAAUCAGAAGUUAAGACACCUUCCCCAGACAAAACAGACUUUCAAAAGGACAGUGAAGCUAAAAAGUCACCUGAUGCUCUCAAAGCAGAAAAAGAAACGGACCAAAGUGGGCUCUCAGCAGCAGAUGUGAAAAAGGAGGUGCAGCAAAGCACACAGGUACCCCCAGCAAAGUUAAGCCAUGAACUGAGUCAUGAGAAAACAGCAGAGCACCCUGAGACCGCUCAGUUAUCCAGAGUAACAGAGAAAGCCCCUGAGGCACCAGGUUUAACCACUGAGAAGACUCCUACUCUAGAAGCUUCUCAAGAGAAAGAUGUUAAAAAAGAUACUGAGGAGGAUAAGACAAGUCUUGCAGCUCCUCAUCAAAUGAAGGAAGAGGAGGAUCAGUCAGGAAUGUCAAAGUAUUUUGAAACCUCUGCUCUGAAAGAGGAAGCCUUCAAAGCAGAUGGUCUGAAACAAAGCAGUGAUUACUAUGAGCUAAGUGACACUAAAGAGAGUAAAUAUGAGCCUUAUCAGAGAGGUCCUCUAAUACCUGAAGAUGAAGAGGAGGAGGAAGAUGAAGAAUUAAAUCAGCCGCAGAAUGUGCAUGCUCGUGAAAUGGGGUACAGUACCCUGGCUCAGAGCUAUACACCAGACACAUCUGAAGAACCCAGUUCUCCAACAGAAAGAAUGUUCACUAUUGACCCCAAAGUCUAUGGGGAUAAGAGAGAACUUCACAGUAAAAAUAAAGAUGACCUAACUCUGAGCAGGAGCUUGGGACUUGGGGGGAGGUCUGCAAUUGAACAGAGAAGUAUGUCUAUUAACUUGCCCAUGUCCUGUCUGGAUUCAAUAGCCCUAGGAUUUAGUUUUGGUCGUGCACACGAUCUUUCUCCCCUCGCUUCAGAUAUUCUAACUAACACUAGUGGAAGUAUGGAUGAAGGUGAUGACUACUUGCCAGCGACCACACCAGCAGUGGAGAAGGCCCCCUGCUUCCCCAUUGAAAGUAGAGAGGAAGAUGAGCACACAGAAGAAGAAAAAGUGACGGUAGAAGAAAAAGUCCAGCCUGAGACCUUGGCUGAACCAUCUUUCCAGGCCAAAGAUUACUACAAAAAUGGGGCUGUCCUGGCUCCUGACCUGCCUGAAAUGUUAGACUUGGCAGGGACAAGAUCAAGAUUAGCCUCUGUGAGUGCAGAUGCUGAGGUGGCACAGAAGAAGCCAGUUCCUUCUGACACUGUUGUGGAAGACAGCAGCACAGCCCUGCCACCUGUGACAAAUGAAAACCACGUAAUUCUGAAAGCUGAAAGCCAGCUGGAAGACUUGGGCUACUGUGUUUUCAAUAAAUACACAGUACCACUCCCCUCCCCAGUUCAGGACAGUGAGAAUUUAACAAGUGAAACCUGUCCCUUCUACGAAGGCACAGACGAGAAACUGAGACGUGGCCUUGCUCCUGACUUGUCUUUAAUAGAAGUGAAGCUGGCAGCUGCUGAAAAAUCAAAAGAAGACUUCCUCAGUGAAAGAGAUUUAGGUCAGCAUGGUGAGUCCACUCUGGUGAGGGGCUUUGAAGAGGAGAAAAAAGAGAAACUGGAUACUGUGCUAGAAAAAAGUGAAGAUCAAGGUGACUCUAAAGAGGUCUAUCCCAUUAAAGGAGCAGAACCAGAGAAGACAAGAGUUGAGGCAGUGUUAGAAAGGAAAGAAGAAAGUGUGGCUAGUAAAGUUCAUUUACCUGCUGACACAAUAUAUGACAGAAUUUCUUCUUCAGAGAUAGCAAUAGAAAAGGAUUCUAUGUGUUUGUUGUUUGAGAAGGAGAAGACUCUUAGUGUUGUUCAUGAACUAGCUGAGAUAGCUGAUAUAGAAGCUCCAAUUAAACCAGAUUACAAUGCUAUUAAGCAUGAUAUGGAGGUAGCUGCAAGGAGAGCUGACCAAGAAUAUCAGAGUAAGUUAGACACUAAGAUCAGUGAGGUUGUUUCUCUUCCAUCAGGGAAGGACAAAACCUCUCUUAAAAAAGCAGAGCCUGAACCCAAAGACACUCAGCAGAAAGAAGAGACCAUCUUCUCCAGAGAAGCAAAGGAUGCAGAUGUGCUUUCCAAGACUGAGCCUAGUUAUGCAAAGGACAGCACCAAACUGUCAGAAAUAGAAAUUAAAGAAAAAGUAACUAAGCCAGAUCUGGUACAUCAAGAGGCAGUUGAUAAGGAGGAAUCUUAUGAAUCUAGUGGAGAGCAUGAUCAAACCCAAGAAAGUUUGAAUGGAGAAUCUGUGAAACCAGAGGAUAUCAAAGCAGAACAACCAAAACCUCCCGUGUCUGGGGAAGAGACACCUACACAGUUACCAGCUAAGGGGGCUUCUGUGGAGCCCCUCUUUCCAAAAGCUGAGCCUCUCCGGGAGGAGCCUGCUGAGAUUCAGAUGGAGAGCAUACCACAACUCGUAGAAGGAGCUGAAGAGACUCUUGAUAGAGCUGUGAAACCUACAGAAACCCAAAAGCUGCUGCCAUGUGAACUGGCAGCUGGAGCCCCAAAAGAGGAAGAAUAUGAGGAAGAGGAGGUGGAAGCAGGGCAAGAAGCAAAAGAAGAGGAUAAACAGCAUCUUGUAUCAGAAAUGCCCCCAGAGUUUGGUGAGCCUGCUGCAGAGGAAAUGGGAGCCAAGGGUAGCCCAGAAGCCCUGCCUGAGCUGAAAGGCAUUAUUGAAUCAGUGGUGACAGUGGAGGAUGACUUCAUCACAGUGGUGCAGACAACAGUUGAUGAGGGUGAAUCUGCUUCUCACAGCGUGCGCUUCGCCGCCACUCAGCAGGAAGACAUUGAAACAGGAGACUCCCAGGCUGAGGAGGAGCUGGAUGUUGAAGAAGUGGAGAUUGAGCCCAAGGAAGGCUCCCAAGAGGCUCCUGCUUCACCCCAGAGAGAAGAAAUCCUGCUCACUAACUACAAAACAGAGACGUGUGAUGAUUACAAAGAUGAAACAACAAUUGAUGACUCCAUCAUGGACACAGACAGUCUCUGGGCAGACACUCAAGAUGAUGAUAGGAGCAUCAUGACUGAACAGUUAGAGACUGUUCCUAAAGAGGAGAAAGCAGAGAGAGAAUUGCGAAGAUCAUCUCUUGAUAAGCAUAAAAAAGAGAAACCUUUUAAAACUGGGAGAGGCAGGAUUUCUACUCCUGAAAGGAAAAUAGCUAAAAAGGAACCUAGCACACUCUCCAGAGAUGAAGUGAGAAGGAAAAAAGCAGUGUAUAAGAAAGCUGAACUUGCUAAAAAAACUGAAGUUCAGGGCCACUCUCCCUCCAGGAAAAUAAUUUUAAAACCUGCUAUCAAAUAUACUAGACCAACUCAUCUCUCCUGUGUUAAACGGAAGCAGACAGCAGCAGGUGGUGAAACAAACCAGGCUCCUGCUGUAUUUAAACAAGCAAAGGAAAAACUCUCAGAUGGAGUAAGCAAGAGCCCUGAGAAGCGUUCAUCUCUGCCAAGGCCUUCCUCCAUCCUCCCUCCUCGGCGAGGUGUUUCAGGAGACAGAGACAGAGAGGAGAACUCCCUGUCCCUCACAUCUUCUCUCUCCUCCUCAGUACGACGGACUACCCGAUCAGAGCCAAUUCGUAGCAGAACGGGAAAAAGUGGAACUUCUACCCCCACUACUCCUGGCUCCACUGCCAUCACUCCAGGGACACCACCAAGCUAUGCCUCCCGUACCCCAGGCACUCCAGGGACACCCAGUUACUCCAGAACUCCCCACACUCCUGGGACCCCCAAAUCUGCAAUACUGGUACCUACUGAGAAAAAAGUUGCCAUAAUUCGCACUCCUCCUAAAUCUCCAGCCACUCCAAAGCAGCUACGAGUUAUUAAUCAGCCUCUACCUGACCUCAAGAAUGUCAGGUCCAAAAUUGGGUCAACAGAUAAUAUCAAAUACCAGCCUAAAGGAGGGCAGGUACAAAUUGUAACCAAGAAGAUUGACUUGAGUCAUGUGACUUCUAAGUGUGGCUCACUCAAGAAUAUCCACCACAAACCAGGAGGUGGGCGUGUGAAAAUUGAGAGUGUGAAACUGGAUUUCAAAGAAAAAGCUCAGGCUAAAGUUGGUUCACUGGAAAAUGCCCACCAUGUACCUGGUGGUGGUAACGUCAAGAUUGACAGCCAGAAGCUGAACUUCAGAGAGCACGCCAAGGCCCGUGUUGACCACGGGGCUGAGAUCAUCACGCAGUCACCGGGCAGGUCCAGCAUGGCCUCGCCACGCAGACUCAGCAACGUCUCAUCCUCUGGAAGCAUCAACCUGCUUGAGUCACCCCAGCUUGCUACCCUUGCUGAAGAUGUCACAGCAGCCCUUGCCAAGCAGGGGUUAUGAAUUUGCUCAUCUUGCAUUGUAUGAAGUAAUAAUAUUUAGGCAUGAGCUCUUGGCAGGAAUGGGCUCAGAGCAGGUGUCACGUUCAUUCUUUACCAUGUCUAAAACUAAGUUACAUCCCAAGACUUGUAGUUACCAUACAGUUUAAAAGAAAAAAACAGAAAAAAAAAAUUCCAUAGAUGCAGAAAUUGGCCUGACCUCCAUUUACAACAGGAAGACACUGGCUUUAUAUGGGUAUACAGCGGUAUGUUACAUUGGACAAUUAUUGUUGCUCUGCUCUGUCUUGCAUGGAGUACUGUAGUAUGAUAAAAAUGCAUUUUUACCUUUCAUGUGCCUGAAGGCCAUCCACCUCUUUCUGAAGAGCCUUGUUAAUAUCCCAAGUUGCUCAUUUCACAGUUCUUUUGAUAGAUGGGGAAAUAAAAAAGAAAAGUUGCCCAUUGUAAGUUAUUACAGGUUAAAUUAAUGGUCUGCUUACCAGAAGGAAGGGCAUAUAGGGAAAUUCAACUUUAAUAAAAAAAAAAAAAAGUUACUUUGUAUAAAUGAGUAGAACAAAAGUUGAAUUAAGUUAUUAACAUUUUUUGAACCUGGUUAAUUAUGUCAGUGUAUAGCUGAAAAGCCAAUAAAUUAUUUAAAUAAUAACUGAAAAUACUAGCUGAAAACAUUUGAAUCGUGCUUUGGGAAGUGACGUAAAAAAGCUGCUGAAAGCGAGCACUCAUACCCCAACAGACUUGUGUCUGAUUAGAAAAGUUGGAUAAGCAGCUAGAUUUGUGUGCAUACCACCAGUUCCACAUUCUUUCCAUCUGUUUGAUACAGUAUUAUAGAUAUAUAUAUUUCUCUGUGGCCAUUUGUGAUACGCCCUCCUCAUAUACUUGAAUAUUCUACUUCUUUAUUCACAGUAUCUGUGUCUCUUGCACCCUUUGGUGUUGCAAUUUUAGGUAUGUAAAAGUAGAUGUUAGCAGGGGGUUUUUUCCCUAUUCAUAAGAAUACAUUUAAAAAAGAUGAAAAUUGUAGCAUGAAGUUGCUUUCUGUAACAACUAAAAGCCGUGACCCUGUUUUAGUGACAGAUGCAAGUCUAUUCUGUGAUGCUAGAAAAAGGAUUCCUUCCUUCUUCCCUUCCUUUCUUCACAAAGAAAUGAUUUUUGUGGGGUCCAGAUGUUUGUCAAAGAGUCUCCAAAGAAGGCUGAGUUUGGACUACGGAUUUUUAAAAAAUCCACAAUAGUUUGGUUCUUUCUUUCGUUCUUUCCUUUCUCUCUUUCUUUCUUUCUCUCUCUCUUUCCUUUCUCUUUCCCUCCCUUCCUUUCUCAUCUUUUUCUUCAUUCCCAUAGUAACAAUGAAUGUUUGAUUUAUUGUUUUUCUUUUGCUAAAGUUGAAACACAGAAAAAAUAUUAAGAUGUUGUUUCCACUCCGUUAGUGAUGUCUCACAUGUACACUCAGGCACUCAGAUAACAGUGAUAAUCAUAGCAGAGAUGCCUGUAAAUUACAAUACAUGAAUAAAUAAAGAUCAGCUCCCUAGA